Suncus etruscus (white-toothed pygmy shrew) is the source of this 2962-nucleotide messenger RNA. RefSeq names its product NFKB repressing factor (gene NKRF). The coding region runs from base 111 to 2474 and encodes 787 amino acids. The record is from RefSeq and is a predicted model, not a curated record. Gene Ontology annotation, molecular function: RNA polymerase II cis-regulatory region sequence-specific DNA binding. Gene Ontology annotation, cellular component: nucleolus; nucleoplasm. Gene Ontology annotation, biological process: negative regulation of DNA-templated transcription. The transcript has 3 exons. Lineage: Eukaryota; Metazoa; Chordata; Mammalia; Eulipotyphla; Soricidae.
UCCUGCACCCGCUUUCUGCCGUCGCCCUCGCUUGCCCCGUCUCGAUUCCACGGAGCCCCGGAGGGGAAGCGCUCGCGGCCAGCCCGGGGUCCGGCUUGGGGGCGGAGAAGAUGGCUGGCGGGCGCCUGCUUUUGGGGGGCGACUUCCUGUCGCCGCCGCCGCUGCCGCCCCUCCCGCCGCCGCCGCUGCCCCCCCUCCCGCCGCCCCCGCCCGAGCCGGUGCUGGAGCAGUGGCGCUACAGCCACGAGAGCGACUGGCACUGGGCGCUGCGCCGCAGCUUCAUCUGCCGUCACCUGCACAGCUACCCGGGGGCCGCGCUCGACCAGCUCCUGGCGCUGUCCGCCGCCUGGACCAACCACGUCUUCCUGGGGUGCAGGUAUAGCCCACGCUUGAUGGAAAAAAUUCUCCAAAUGGCUGAAGGUAUCGAUAUUGGGGAGAUGCCCUCCUAUGACCUUGUGCUGGCCAAAUCUUCCAAAGGUCAGAAGCGCCAUCUCCCAUCGUCCUGUGAUGGUCAGAACCCUCCUAAAAAGCAAGCUGUUUCCAAGUUUCAAGCAAGACCACGUUUUGAGCCCGUGCAUUUUGUUGCUAGUAGUUCCAACGAGGAGCGCCAAGAAGCUUCAGACCCUCCCAUGAAAGAGGCCCAGGAGCCCACACAGUGCCCCCAGGUGCCAAGCAACGCUUUCCAAGAUUAUACUCAAGACUCCUUCAGCGUACAGGAUGGGAAUUCUCAGUAUUGCGAUGCGUCCGGCUUCAUUUUCACGAAAGACCAGUCGGUGACGGCCCACAUGCAGCCUCCUUUUGAUGGCGCCAAGCCCACUGCCAGCAGCACCCCCCAACCAGCCAAAGCCCAGUCGGCCCCCCCAGAGCCUGCCACCUCACAGACAUUCCCAGAGUCAGUGGUGGCCGAGAAGCAGUAUUUUAUCGAGAAGCUCACCGCCACCAUCUGGAAGAACCUCUCCAAUCCCGAGAUGACGGCUGGCUCCGACAAAAUCAACUACACAUACAUGUUGACGCGGUGCAUCCAGGCCUGUAAGACCAACCCCGAGUACAUCUACGCGCCUUUGAAAGAAAUCCCACCCGCUGAUAUCCCCAAGAGCAAAAAACUUCUCAUCGACGGCUAUGCCUGCGAAGUACGCUGCCAAAACAUCUACCUGACCACAGGCUACGCUGGCAGCAAGAAUGGCUCCCGGGAUCGGGCCACUGAGCUGGCCAUCAGGCUCCUGCAGAAGCGCAUUGAGGUACGGGUGAUACGCCGGAAAUUCAAGCACACUUUCGGUGAGGACCUGGUGGUGUGCCAGGUGGGCUCGCUCUCCUGUGACUUCCCUCCGGCCCUGAAGCCACCUGAGGACCUGGUGGUGCUGACCAGAGAUGCUUCGGGCCAGCCCAUCUACAGCGCCUCAGCCAAGCACUGGACCAACUUCAUCCUCACCGAGAAUGCCAACGACGCCAUCGGCAUCCUCAACAACUCGGCCUCGUUCAACAAGAUGUCCGUCGAGUACAAGUAUGAGAUGAUGCCAAACCGGACCUGGCGCUGCCAGGUGUUCCUACAGGACCACUGCCUGGCCGAGGGCUAUGGCACCAAGAAGACCAGCAAGCACGCAGCGGCUGAUGAGGCCUUGAAGAUCCUGCAGAAGACCCAGCCCACCUACCCUCCCGUCAAAAGCACCCAGUGCUCCAGCGGCUCAUGCCCUCGGGGCUCAGGGAAGAAGAAGGACAUCAAGGACCUGGUGGUGUACGAGAACUCCACCAACCCCGUGUGCACGCUCAACGACACGGCCCAGUUCAACCGCAUGACCAUUGAGUACGUCUACGAGCGCAUGACGGGCCUGCGGUGGAAAUGCAAGGUGGUGCUGGAGAGCGAGGUCAUCGCCGAGGCCGUGGGGGUGAAGAAGACGGUCAAGUAUGAGGCUGCCGGGGAGGCGGUGAAGCUGCUCAAGAAGACGCAGCCCACGGUCAUCAACAACCUGAAAAAGGGCGCCGUCGAGGAUGUCAUCUCCCGGAACGAGAUCCGGGGCCGCUCGGCCGAGGAGGCCUACAAGCAGCAGAUCCGCGAGGACAACAUCGGCAACCAGCUGCUGCGCAAGAUGGGGUGGACUGGCGGGGGACUGGGCAAGUCAGGCGAGGGCAUCCGGGAGCCCAUCUCAGUCAAGGAGCAGCACAAGCGCGAAGGGCUGGGUCUGGACGUGGAGCGGGUGAACCGGAUCGCCAAGCGGGACAUCGAGCAGAUCAUCCGCAACUACGCCCGGUCCGACAGCCACUCGGACUUGACUUUCUCCACCGAGCUGACCAACGAUGAGAGGAAGCAGAUCCACCAGAUCGCCCAAAAGUAUGGCCUGAAGAGCAAGUCGCACGGCGUCGGCCAUGACCGCUACCUGGUGGUGGGGAGGAAGCGACGGAAGGAAGAUUUGCUGGAUCAGCUCAAGCAGGAAGGCCAGGUGGGCCACUAUGAGCUGGUGAUGCCCCAAGCCAACUGAGCACCCCGUAAUGUUGCGGGGGAACGCCCCACCGGACCGCUUGAGGAUUCACGAAAGGCUACCCGGUCCGGUGGCCAAGAAAGUAGACGCGUUCUGAAGAUCUGUCACCUCGUUCAUUCCCUCUAGUGCUUUAUUAGCUAUGGACCUCCACAGACUCCUGGCCACCCGAAUCACCUUACUCCAGCAGACAUCUGUGCGGUUCCUGUCUGUCUCUUUGAUACUGCUGUGUCCGUCCCUGGGAUUGGACGAGUUUGCACAAAGCCAGCAUACACGUCCAUCAGGAUUUUUAACCUCGAGAUAGACAUUUUCACUCUCCAGGGCAUACAGAGCACAGUCCUCUGUAACAAGUCUGUACCAUUUGGUCUUGACUACAAGCAAACUUCCAUCUGUUCCAAACUUCAUGGCAAAAUCAGGUCCCAAAUCAUUUUUGUGUUACCUAGUUUCUUCAUCGCGGUGCCAGUUGUAGCUCAUUUUCCAAGUCCCCCUGU